AUGUCUGCUUACUUCUACUGCGGUGGCUGCGGAGCUCGAAUUGCACUCGUCCAGGAUUACGAUCACCCUGGAGACGACAUAGAGAAUUCAAGGUUCUUUACUAAAGUGUUUAAUGUUGAAGUAGCACAGGACGAGCAAUAUAAUCCAGUAUUAAAUGGCAUGAACCUAGCCACGACUUACUGUGGCAAAUGUAGAACCCCGCUCGGGUGGAGAGUUAUUGCAGUCUCCGAACCAUCUAGGAGUCAUAAAGUAGGAGGAUUCUAUAUGAGAUUGAAAUGGCUGCAUGAAAUGAAUCAUGAUAAAUAUAGAGACAGAACUGAGGGAUAUGGAGAUUCUACUGAACAAGACGUGGGUGCUAAUGAGCCAAAUUUUUAUCAAGAUGGAGACACAACUGAGGGAUAUGGAGACUCCACUGAACCAGAAGUGGGUGCUAAUGAGCCAAAUUUUGAUCAAGACGGAGGUGUUAAUGAGCAAAAUUUUGAUCAAGACGGAGGCGUUAAUGAGCAAAAUUUUGAUCAAGACGGAGGCGUUAAUGAGCAAAAUUUUGAUCAAGAUGGAGGCGUUAAUGAGCAAAAUGCUGAUCAACGUGGAGGCGGUAAUGAGCAAAAUGUUGGUCAAGAUGGAGGCGGUAAUGAGAAAAAUGCUGAUCAACAUGGAGGCGGUAGUGAGCAAAAUUCUGAUCAACAUGGAGGCGGUAAUGAGCAAACUGUUGGUCAAGAUGGAGGCGCUAAUGAGCAAAAUGUUGAUCAACAUGGAGGCGGUAAUGAGCAAACUGUUGGUCAAGAUGGAGGCGCUAAUGAGCAAAAUGCUGAUCAACAUGGAGGCUGUAAUGAGCAAAAUGUUGGUCAAGAUGGAGGCGGUAAUGAGCAAACUGCUGAUGAACAUGGAGGCAGUAAUGAGCAAAAUGUUGGUCAAGAUGGAGGCUCGCCAAUGAAACGGCCGAAGAAAUAG
Messenger RNA from Solanum stenotomum, 951 nucleotides. RefSeq lists its product as uncharacterized. Lineage: Eukaryota; Viridiplantae; Streptophyta; Magnoliopsida; Solanales; Solanaceae. The transcript has 5 exons. The record is from RefSeq and is a predicted model, not a curated record. The coding region runs from base 1 to 951 and encodes 316 amino acids.